Molecule: messenger RNA, 3153 nt
Organism: Dictyostelium purpureum
Lineage: Eukaryota; Evosea; Eumycetozoa; Dictyosteliales; Dictyosteliaceae
Exons: 4
Coding region: 1-3153 (1050 amino acids)
Cellular component (GO): endoplasmic reticulum
Molecular function (GO): dol-P-Man:Man(5)GlcNAc(2)-PP-Dol alpha-1,3-mannosyltransferase activity
Source: RefSeq, a predicted model, not a curated record
AUGAUUAUUUUUGAAUGUAGUUUAUUACAUUUUUUACAACCACACAACUACAUUUUAUCAAAUAACUGGAGGUUGUCACGAGACCGGUCUUUAAAUAUAGGAUGGGAAAAUGAAGAUCAUAAUACGAGUACAAUUCAUUCAAUAACAACUUCUUAUGAUAACCAGUACCCGAAUUUAUACCCAGAUUGGACGCAUUUAUAUUAUGGUAGUUUAAAAUUAAGUGGAUAUAAUGACGAAAAUAUUGAAAAUUUAAAAUGUAUUUCAUCAAAGGAUGGUACCCAACUAGUUUCAUUAUCAAUAAAUAGAAAUAAAAAUUCAAUAAUAGUAGAUGUUUAUGAAAAAACUGAAUUAGAUUUUGUAGAAAAUAGAAUGCCCAUUAUAAAACCAAAUAGAAAAGAUUCAUUCAAACAUGUUAAUAAUAUAUCACCAAACUAUAAUAUUGUAUUCCCAUUAGAUGAUUAUAAUGAAGUGUGGAUUAAUACAUUGGAAAUUUCAAGUAUUAGAGAAUCAUUAAAAAACGAUAACUAUAAUAAAUUAGUAAAUAAAAUAAAUAACAAUAGUGAAUCAUACCAAUCAAAUAUUUAUAACUAUAAAGAAUCAUCUAUUCCACCUAAACCACAAUUAGAAAUUUCACCAAAUGGCAACUCAUUAUUACUUUCAUUUUAUAAUAAAAUAUAUAUUCAACAACUUCAGGACAACAAUGAAAAAGAAAAAAACAAUAACAUAGUAGUCAUAAAUGAAGAUUAUAUUGUAAAGGAUAUUAAAUUUAUACCAGAUAGUAAUAAGAGAAAUUCAUUUUUAGUAUUAGCUUACGAUAAUAGCAAAAAAUCAACACCAUCAACAUCACUUUCCUCAAUUAAAAAGAACAAAAUUAUUCUCUAUAAUUAUGAAGAAGGGGGUUGGGUCGAUAGAGAACUAGAACUACCUUAUAUUUUAUCGAACUCAGUUAGAAUGGUGACAAAUAAAGAAAAGGGUGACGACUAUGAUUGCUAUCAAAAUAAUAAAGAUACUUAUGAACAACCUAUAUUAAUAGCAUUUCAAGAUUUAGAUUUUACAGUUCACCUAACACAACUUUUUAAAAGCAAAGAUAAAGGCAAAGAUUACAUCAAAAUAAUCAAAUCUCUACCAAUACCUUUUCACUCAGAAACACCAUUAGAUUCAAAACACCAUGUUUCAAUUGGAUUUUCAAAAGAUUCAAGUUUAAUUUCAAUUCAAUAUCCAAACUCAAACAUUAUAUAUAUUUUAAAAAAAGACUCUGAUCACAAUGGUAUAUAUGACUUCAAACUAACCUCAAUCAUUGAUGAACUACCAACAAGAGUUAAUGGCGACGUAUUACUUUUUAAUUUAAAAUACAACUAUUUGGUGACAAAUUUUGGAGGUCAUCUAUCAUUUUUUAGAGAUUUAGCUGAUCAAGUUUCACACUGUGACAAAACAAGUAGAACCAAAAGCUACUACCUUCCAUCGCCACCAAUAAUAUUAAAAAAUGAUCAACAUUUAAACCAGUCUGAUAGUUUAUUAUUAGAGAAAUAUGGAAUAUUAUAUUUGUUAAAGAAUGAUCAAACCUCGCUUAAUUCUAUUAAAGUUAAAUAUAUAAUAUAUACAAUAUUUGGGUAUCUUUUAAUAUAUCGCCUACAAAGAAGGAUAAGUCAGUUCGAAUAUUUAUACCUUGGACCAUUUAUUGAAAGAAUAUUAAAAAAAAAAAGUAAAAAACUCACCCUUGCAAAUAUUCAAGAAUUUUUCUUUUAUAUAAUUGCUCUAUUUAUUUUGGGAUUCUCAUUUUAUGAAAUUGUUAACCAACCUGCUUUUACAAAUGAUUGGCCCGCUCAUAUUCAUCACAUCGAUCAAUUUUUAAAUCCUCCAUCAAAAGAUAGUUCUAUAUUUAAAAACUAUAUCAUCUCUAAUCAACAACAGUAUGAACAGUUAAACACAAAUAGCCACUACUUUAAAUCUUUUAAAGAUCAACAUCAGAGCAAUAAAUAUUUUGAAGAGCUAAUACCUGCAUUGAUUAGAAAUCAUUUCGAUUUUGACUAUAGUCAUUAUAUGCAUUACCACGGUCCAAACACUUAUCCAGCUGGUUUCACCUACCUCUAUACCUUUUUAUACUAUAUUUCAAAUAGGGGCAAUUGUUUACAAAUAUUUCAAGCAAUAUGGGCAAUUUUAGAAUUUAUCAACUUUAUAUUAAUCAAAAGAAUAUGUUCAAAACUAAAAAUACCUAUAUUUUUAUCAAUCUUACCAAUUAUUUCAAAUAGAUUACAUUUAUAUAAUGUAAGAAUAGUUAUUAAUGACUUUCCAUCAACAUUUUUAAUUCAUAUAGCAAUUCUAUUAUUCAUAUCAAAAAGAUUCAAGCUAUUUUCAAUUAUAUAUUCUUUAACAGUUUCUUUAAAGCUUCAUACAAUAUUUUAUUCACCAGCUAUUUUAUUUAUUUUUUUUAACUCUCUCACACUUAACGAAACAAUUUAUUAUCUAUCAAUAAUGGCAAUCAUUCAAAUAUUAUUGGGUUUACCAUUCUUAUUAGUCAAUCCAGUUGCAUAUAUUUCCAAUGCUUACGAUUUAAGCAGAACUUUAUUAUGGGAAAAAACAAGAAACUUUAAAUUUGUUGGCAGAAUUCUAUAUGAUAUGAAACUUUUUAAUUUAUUAUUGAUAUUAGCUUUGGUAUUGACAAUUAUAGUCUUUAUAAUGAAAUAUCAGAAUAUUAUAAAUCAAUUAAAAAAAUUAGAAAAUAUAAAAAUUGUGAAGAAAUUAAAAGUAAAUGAUAUCAAAAAUUUCAAAUAUUAUGACUCUGUUAGUAUGGAGUUAAUAAUGAAUAGAAUAUUUACAUUAUCAUUUAUUAGUAUCAAUUUCUUUGCAAUAGUGUGGGCAAGAGGGUUAUACACUCCGUUUAUGUGUUGGUAUUUCUAUACUCUUCCCAUCAUCCUCUACUUUUCAGAAUUCUCAAACACCUUCAUCAUACUAUAUUGGAUAUCCCAUGAAGUUUUAUAUAGGGCAUUCAAAGAUUUAUAUUUCGAAAUGUUUGCAACAUGGUUAUUUUUUAACAUUAACCUAUCAAUCAUUAUUAGAUUAUUCCAAAAGUUUAAACCACAUGACAAAAACAAUAUCAAAUUAUAUAAUAUUAAUAAUAGUACACAAGAAAUAUAUAAUAAAAAACUAAAUUAG